This is a messenger RNA of Sphaerulina musiva SO2202, 914 nucleotides long. Its product is annotated as thioredoxin-like protein. The transcript is spliced from 2 exons. The record is from RefSeq and is a predicted model, not a curated record. The coding region runs from base 1 to 330 and encodes 109 amino acids. Lineage: Eukaryota; Fungi; Ascomycota; Dothideomycetes; Mycosphaerellales; Mycosphaerellaceae.
AUGGAAGAGCUCACCGAUCUCGCGGGAUACCGAAAAGCAUCCAACGCCGAUGGCACUGCCAUCUUUGAGGCCACGGCAGACUGGUGCCCCAACUGCAAGGCGAUCGCGCCGUUCAUUGAAAAACUGAUAAAGAAGUACCCCGACGCAAGGUUCUAUUCCUACAACACAGACAAGGCGCUCGACAUCAGCCACGAACUCUCCGCACAUCAGAUGCCGACCUUUCAUGUCUUCAAAGAUGGCGACUUGCGAGACAGCAUCACUGGUCCGAAAGCUAAAGAGAUUGAGAAAGCCAUUGUGGAGAAUUACGAUGGCAAGAUGGUCGAGGAGUAAGAGAUGUGGACAGCAUGCGAGCGAUAGCAGUGUAUCGCAAAACCUGGAAGAACAAGAGGCUCUUCGCAUGCUCAGAGCAUGCGCGACAACAUCGGUGGAGCGAAGGAGUGUGGAAGUCUUGCAAUACGUUUGAACCUUGGGGACAAUGGAUGCGACAGAUACCGUCAAUCCUGAACUCGUUUAGGUGACCAGAGUGCUUGUCUUAUUCUUCAUUUAGGCUCCCUCGCUAUCUUACUAGGUAUGCUAGAAGGCUGCCCUUACUCGAAGAAAUAUCUACACUAGCUUUACCUCCUGUAGGUAUACGUACGUUGAGCAUAGGAUAAUGAUGCUCGGGUGAACUGGGUGGCAUAAGGAAAGAUGGUCGUCUGUCAGUAUUGUCGGAUACACUCCGGCCUGACGGAUAGAGUAUUAUGGGCGCUGAGCCCGGUUCUACUGCGAGUAGUUCGGCCUAUAGAGCCUCGUGCACUCGCGGUACCGGGCAACAGAUGAAACAUUGCAGAAUGGUCCCACGUCUCUGGAGGUCCCGUAUGGACAAUGUACCCUCACGACGUUUGUAGUAGAUGAGAUAAUUGGGAAGAUACUCC